UUAGUGUCAAUUGUCAACUAGUCAGUAAUUAGUAAUGUCAAAAAAAGAGGUUAAUUGCAGAGAUAAAAAAUGAUUUUACAUUUAAUAUAAAUAUAUAUUUAUGUUUAUAAAUAAUAAUUAAAAAAUAUAUUAUUUUAUCGACUGAUUAAUUUAUUUAUAUUUAAAUAAUAUUGUAAAUAUGUCAGAUUCAGUAGAUAUUGGAAUGAGUGACAUUGCGAGUUGGAUUGCAUCUGGUGCUAUAAUAUUUGGCGGAAUAAUUCCUUACAUUCCACAAUACAGGGAAAUUAAAAAAAAUGAAGAUGCUGAAGGAUUUUCAUUGUACGUUUGUCUAGCUCUUUUAAUUGCUAAUACAUUGAGGAUAUUAUUUUGGUUUGGAAAACACUUUGAGUUACCUCUUUUGUUUCAAAGUAUUCUAAUGAACAUAACAAUGUUAUUUAUGAUUAAAUUAUGCGUCAGCAUUAAUACCAAAAAUCAAAUAAUAAAAUUAAAAGAUCGAGUAUUCACAGAUUUGGACAUUAAAUACUUUUGGAAAUGGACAGACUUCCAGUCUUAUUUGGACUUUGUAUUGCUAUUCGCCGCUGUCGGAGGAGUUAUAAUGUAUAUAUUUGUCGAUUACCCGAUAUUCGUUGAGACAGUCGGCCUAUUAGCAGUUUUAACUGAAGCAAUGCUUGGGGUGCCGCAGUUUUUACGCAAUCUUGAUAACAAAUCAACCGAGGGAAUGAGCAUAGUAAUGGUGACCAUGUGGACUGUGGGUGAUACAUUCAAAACAUGUUACUUCCUUCAUCGCGAAGCUCCAGUACAAUUUAGUAUAUGCGGAGCACUUCAAGUAAUUGUUGAUCUAGGAAUACUUUUACAAGUAUACAUCUACAGAAAUAACCCACCUAUAAGACCAGUGCUACGAACAGACUGACGAUAAGUCUGAUUUUAUUUAAUUGAUUAAUUAAAUAAUUAACUGAAUACUAAUUAAUAAUUUUUUCACUAAAAAACAAAA
Molecule: messenger RNA, 991 nt
Organism: Microplitis demolitor
Lineage: Eukaryota; Metazoa; Arthropoda; Insecta; Hymenoptera; Braconidae
Product: solute carrier family 66 member 2
Exons: 4
Coding region: 179-910 (243 amino acids)
Biological process (GO): retrograde transport, endosome to Golgi; phospholipid translocation
Cellular component (GO): endosome; trans-Golgi network
Source: RefSeq, a predicted model, not a curated record